Molecule: messenger RNA, 2019 nt
Organism: Capronia epimyces CBS 606.96
Lineage: Eukaryota; Fungi; Ascomycota; Eurotiomycetes; Chaetothyriales; Herpotrichiellaceae
Exons: 1
Coding region: 1-2019 (672 amino acids)
Source: RefSeq, a predicted model, not a curated record
AUGACGAUGGACGUUCUCGCCGCUCAAACGCCCUUCUCCUUCCCGCCCACAGCCACGAGCCUGAACCUGACGGCCCAAUGCCUGGCCAACACUCUUCCUGCGCCGACUCUGUUUGGUGCCGACAUCCUCAGUGUCACAUCGUCGCUGUUGUCCAACUAUACAGCCUCGUUUCCGUCUCCCAGUUUCUUCAACUCCGACCCGCCCAUGUACGACGCAGCCACAGACCUGUCCUUCUGUAAUGUCACUGUGGCCUACACUCACCCGGGCCAGCACGACACCAUCCAUGUGAACCUGUGGUUGCCUGUGUCCGUCUCUCCCGAUGCACCGGCCCCAGCAGCAGCAGCACCACCACCACCACCACCACCGGCGACCACUCCCGUAUGGAACGGGCUGUUCCUGUCUCUCGGCGGCGGCGGCUUCUUGACCGCGGUGCCGGACAUGUUCUCCCACGCAUCCUUGGCACAGGGCUACGCCAUUUCCACCACCGACGGUGGCCACAGCCGCACCGACGGCUCCAGCGACUCGUGGGCACUCGUAUCUCCAGGCAAUGUCAAUCUGUAUCUCCUCCAGGAUUUCGCAUCUGUCGCACUGCACGACAUGGCCGUGAUCGGGAAGGCCGUGGUGGAAUCCUUCUACGGCGUCCCCCCCACCUACUCUUACUUCAAGGGCUGUUCGACCGGUGGCCGGCAAGGCCUGAUGCUUGCGCAGCGUUACCCGCACGACUACGACGGCAUUCUCGCCGCCGCGCCGGCCAUCUACAUGCCCAAACUACUGAUGAGCCACUACUGGGCGCAGGUGGUGAUGAAUCAGCUGGGCGAGUACCCUCAUGCAUGCGAGCUUGAGGCAAUCCACCGCGCCGUGAUUGAUGCAUGUGACGAGCUGGAUGGCGUCAAGGAUGGCGUUGUCUCAGCCGAGGAACAGUGUCAUUUCGAUCCCUUUACGCUGGUCGGCACGACCAUCUCUUGUACGGAACGCUAUGCAGAUACGGAAGCAGAAGCAGAAACAGAAGCCACCGAAGAGACAGUGUCUGCACCAACCACACACUCCAUCACCAUCAGUCACGCCGCCGCUCAUGUCGCAGCCUCGGUCUGGCGCGGGCCCGUCGACACCCGCAACACCAGCCUCUGGCACCCACUGAGCCGUUCCGCCCCGCUGUCCAUGUUGGGAGGGACGACGUGUUUCCGUAACGGCAGCUGUACAGGUGCUCCCAACCCUCUGGCCAGCGAAUGGCUCCGACUGUUCAUGUACAAGGAUGCAACGCUCGGCCUGACAGACUUGGCGCGAUCCGUCACCCACGAAACCUGGGUCGACCUUUUCCACCAAUCCGAGGAGUUGUACCAUUCAUUCCUGUCGACCAGUGACGCCGAUUUGUCCCCCUUUGCCCGCCGCGGCGGCAAGAUCAUCACCUGGCACGGACUGAGCGAUGGCAGCAUCAUGCCGGCCCAGUCGCGCGCGUAUUAUGAACAAGUCGCGGCGGUGGCCUCGGCCGAGAAGAGCAGUGGUGGGAGCAACGGUGAGACCGAAGCAGCAAACGCAAACGCAAACGCAAACGCAAACGCAAACGCAAACGCAAACGCAAACACAAACACAAACACAAACACAAACACAAACACAGAAGCUCAAGACCGUAACCUUGAUGGCGUGACGGAUUAUUACCGCCUCUUCCUCGCCCCCGGCGUCGAACACUGCGGCUCCGGCCCGGGCGCGCUGCCUGUGAAUGUCAUGGCCAAGCUGCGCGCCUGGGUUGAACGCGACCUUGCCCCGGACGUGCUGGAGAGCGAGAGUUUUCCUGGAGAGGAUGCAGACGGCGAUACCGCCAACCUUGAAGAAAAGAGCAGAUGUCACGAUGAUGACCACGACAAUAUCAACAUCAAAAUCAAAACCAAGCCCUCAAUUGACAAAAAGUUCACCCGCCCGCUGUGCAUGUAUCCCUUGGUGGCGCGAUAUCUGGGUCACGGCGACACGCGGCGCGCCGAGAAUUUUGAAUGUGCCGACUCCUUCUCUACCAAUUCUGCCUAG